UGUUUUGUUUUGACAUUUUCAAGUUUGUUUUUAGAAGCGUUCGCUUUUGAACGUCAUUUAUUAAUUUUGUUUGUCGCGAAUGAAUAAUUUUCGUUUGAUUUUUGCCCAUGUAAAAUGGAUUUUGAUUUAAAAGAAAUAAAAGAGUAUCAAAAAGUAUUGUUGGCUGAAGAAAAAAAGAGGUUAGGAUUAUCGACCGUUGAAAAUCAGUUUAAUCCAAGUGAAGAUCCAAAUGUGCCACCAGCCAAAAAUAUAAAUGAAACCGACAGAAAUGGGGGUAUAAAUGAAUUAAUUUUAUCACCAAAUGUUAAAAAGCAGAACGUUGAGGUAGUCGAAAGGCUUGAUUUAAGUUGCAAAGAUGGCUCGUUAGACGAAAGGAAACAAUCGUUUAUUGAUAGAAUUAUUCAUUCUGAAAAUCCCUUAUCUUUUAGAUCGGAUGAUAGCAAUAAAGGUGCGAUGUUUCGUUGGGGUGAAUACAGCCCCAACAAUCCACAAUUACGCGUAACGACGGCACCUUACUUAGGAUUCGGAGAGCACGAACAAAGAAAGUUACUUUUGCAACAACAACGACAGGCAGAUUAUAAAGAACACUUAAAUAACCAAAAUGAAAAUUUAAAAAAUUCGUCGAAACGUUUAUUGUAUGAAAGUAAACUUAUUUCAUCCGGGCAAACGAAAUCUGUACAAACAGAUAUUCAAGAUAUUAAUAAUUCAUUGUUUUCGUAUAGUUGUGAAUCGAGUCAGGCUUCCAAAGAAUGUACUCCUUCUGACAGCAAUCAUUCUGAUAAAGAAAACCACCAAUUGUAUGGUAAUGCUAAUGAACAACGAAUAGAUCAGAGACUGACAAGUGAUCAAAAUUUGGAGUUGCAAGCAGCAAAUAUGGAUAAACCAAGAAGUAUUUUAUCAAAUAGAAGAACUCAAACACCCACAGAUCAUUUAUUAUCUGAUUAUAAUCAUGGGUAUGGAACAAGUUGCUUAGAUGGAUUUAGUUACCAUGAUAGGAUUGACGUUGCUCAACGUGAGCGUUUAAAACGUGAGGCUUACCAACAAGAGCUCCGAAUGCAAAUAGAGGAGAAAAGGAGAUUGGUCGAACUUCGUGAGGAACAGGAAAGGAUCGAACAAGAACGUGAAAAUCGAAGGUUAGAACAACAAUUAAUUCGGAUGCAAGAGGAACAAAUCAGAGAGGAACAGAUACGUGCAAUACGAGAUGAACAGUCUCGAAGAACUACAGAUGAGUUCCUACGUCGCCAACAAGACCUCCAGCUGCGUUCGAGUUUUCGCAAACGUUACGAGUCCGAGAGCAGCCCACUAAGUCUUCGAAACACCAACGUUGCCUCAAAACUGUCCCAUUAUUCUCCGCCGGUAUCCCGUCGUAGUCAACAUCACUCGUAUACCCUUCCAUCCUCGUCAUCCUCCUAUCCAGGAACCUCACCCAGGUACGGUACGUUACCAUCGCGUUACGAAUCGAUGGCAGCGCGUCGCGACGCCCUUAAUCGUAUGGACCUUCUCGGUGCUUAUCACGAUCCGAUCAAUAAUUGCGCCGUCGCCACCAAUUCCGAUUAUAGUAGAUUUAGUCGUUUCGAUUCGUUGAGUAGAAUAGAUGCGUUAAAACACCAGGACAUGUUGAAUAGGUUGGAAACGUUGAGCGUUGGCGAUGCGUUUGGUCGUGAUGUACAGCAGAGGAGGCAUAGUGCCACGCAACAAGAUCUAAGCGCGAUCCGUAAGAGUCCAAAAAUGCAGCGCAGGAGUAGUUCUAGUCGAUUGGAUGAUCCACUGCCCACGCCCGUACUUAAAGCGCACUCACCCGUCGCAAGGGAACUUAAAAACUCUAUCGCCGUUAAUUCUUCUAGUAGACCAGACGUUUUUAGACGUUAUGAAGAUAAAUGGAAUAAAGGUUUAGUGAAUCACGGUGAUUCUUAUACGGACGGUCACAGUAGAAGCAUCCUAACGCAGCUUGGUACCAUGCGCAUGCAGCUGCAGAAGGAGCAGCUAAGAAUGGACGAAACGUUACGCCAGCGCAGUUCACAAUCUAAGGCUGUUAACUUCCAUUAAAAAGAUACCAACAACCUGUUCACAAGUUCAAAUAGUUUUUAUAUAUAAUAUUGUUAGAUACGUAUUUAUAUUUCUGAAAUAGUCUAUACUAAUUAUGUUGAGGAAAUAUAUUGCUAACAUUCAAAAA
Molecule: messenger RNA, 2173 nt
Organism: Onthophagus taurus
Lineage: Eukaryota; Metazoa; Arthropoda; Insecta; Coleoptera; Scarabaeidae
Biological process (GO): positive regulation of cytokinesis
Cellular component (GO): spindle pole; centrosome; microtubule
Source: RefSeq, a predicted model, not a curated record